Molecule: messenger RNA, 1363 nt
Organism: Anthonomus grandis grandis
Lineage: Eukaryota; Metazoa; Arthropoda; Insecta; Coleoptera; Curculionidae
Product: glycosaminoglycan xylosylkinase homolog
Exons: 4
Coding region: 88-1323 (411 amino acids)
Biological process (GO): protein phosphorylation
Cellular component (GO): Golgi apparatus
Molecular function (GO): phosphotransferase activity, alcohol group as acceptor
Source: RefSeq, a predicted model, not a curated record
UUGAGGUUAGAAAACCAAAACAGAUCGCGAAACAAAAAAAAAUGUAAACAAACAUUUUGGUAAAAAUGCAAAAAGAAAACCUUAUAAAUGUUCCCUAAAAAACCGGUAAAGCUCGUUACCUGCUUAGUGGUAGCUUUGUUCUUUUUCAUCCUAAACUAUUUGCUGAAACUCUUGCCGGUCACCGAUGAUGGCCACAAGUACGAAAACAAAAUCGACAUGCUCAUUUUUGAAGAACUUAAACACUUACCUAAGUACCAUAUAAAUGAACACGAGGAUACUAAGGCAGCUAUGUUCCUAGAGGCAGUUAAAAGUGCUGAAAAUGUGGAGAUAUCCAAGUUGAAUUUAAAAGAACUGUGGGACGAGGCCAACCUGUGGCCUUCGGUUAACCAACUUACCAAUAUCACUAGUCCUAGUAUUGGUAGUAUUAUGUAUGCAUUGAAACAUGCCAGAAUUACUAAGGCUGAUUUAGAUACAAGGGGCACACAAUUAAAACUACUAUUAACUUUAACUGGUGGACAACUGUGUGUAUUCAAACCAAAAUGGUACGAAAAAGAAAAAGUUAUCGAAGGACCAGUCUAUUCUGGUAAAGACAGAUAUGGUGCUGAAAUUGUAGCUUUCUACCUCUCGAUACUGCUAAAUAAACCGCUCACGCCCAUUAGUGUACAAAGAACUAUUUCCUUAAAAUAUGAUAUCUUGCCGGUAGCAACAAAGAGGCUGUUGAACACCACUUUUUUGAGAAAUAAUAGGACUUGUAUAUAUGGUAAAUGCUUUUACUGUAGAAAAGAGGAUCCAAUAUGCGAGGAUGAACAUAAUUUUUUAACUGGUGCUGUGAUAUUUAAUGUGAAGAAGAGUUUUAGUAAUUAUAGGUCACCUUGGCAAAGGACGUAUAAGAAAACUAAAAGAGCUCAGUGGGAAUCUGAUCUGGAUUAUUGCAAAAUGGUGAAAACAAAACUACAAAAACGCCGAAUUCUAGAUUUAAUUGACACGGCUAUUUUUGAUUUUUUAAUACAAAAUGGAGAUCGACACCAUUAUGAAACGUUUGAAGACACUGUUGUGUGGAUAGAUAAUGGAAAAGGAUUAGGAAACCCUUUUGUCCAGCACCUUGAUAUUUUGGCACCCCUUUACCAAUGUUGUAUGCUCAGGAAAAAAACAUGGAAAUCCCUGCAAAACCUUUCAGGUGGAAAUCUUACAAAGUAUAUGAGACUGAUGCCAGAUGUUCAGGAUGUUUUGACAGAAUUACAUCUUCAAGCUAUAGAAAAAAGACUUCUCUUAGUCUUUGCCACUGUAGAAUAUUGUAAUAAAAAGAAUAAUAAGGUCAGAUAGUAGUUUUUUCUAUGUGUGUAUUAAAAACGAUAUAUAUUUU